Molecule: messenger RNA, 1917 nt
Organism: Babesia sp. Xinjiang
Lineage: Eukaryota; Apicomplexa; Aconoidasida; Piroplasmida; Babesiidae
Exons: 1
Coding region: 1-1917 (638 amino acids)
Source: RefSeq, a predicted model, not a curated record
AUGGCCGAAACGGAGCCUGAGGGAGCGGGACAGAAACAAAAUUAUAAAGGAUAUCUGGCGAGGAUCAACAGAUACCUCACGCAUGCCUUAGCUGCCGUGGCGCCUCUCAAAAACAUUAUAAGCAGUAAAUGUUGCCAACAAACAGAUCAUGAUGAAGGUGUUAUGGAGGAGGUUAACGACGACGCAGUAGCUCUUGAAUGCGAUGAGACGGCGACCAACAGCAACAUGCGAACAAGCUGUGAUCUCGAAGAAAGAUAUGCACUGGUACAGCGGCAGGAUUACGAGCAAGAGGAAGAAAUUAAUAUCCCGUCGAUUGACAUUUCAAAAGUUAAAAGAUGCUUUACUCUUAAUUCUACAGGAAAACACGAAUAUGACCAUCUCACUGAAGAGAGGUUCCCAAGGAAUGAGAAAAGAACUGAAAGAAUCAUGCAAAUAUUUGUAGAAAACUCAAUAUCAUUAGGAAAGAUUGCAAUCGAGGAUAAAAAGGUCAUAUUCGCAGACAAAAUAAUAUGCAACAUGAUCAAAAGGAUACAUGAAAUAUAUGGUGUGGAUAGAAGGGGAACCGACACAAAACUCCACCCUCUUGUAAACUUAAUGAAACGACUGCCGAAAGAUACACCGCAGUCAAUUGUACAAUUGGUCGCAACCGUGGCAGAAGAUGAGGCAUUCAUGACCAACCUUGUUGAAAAGCUUUUAGUCAUCGACCUGUUUACCAAAUUCAACAUGGUAACCAUGAAAAGACACAUACUAGAUUACAAACAACACGUCAUUUCAAGGCUCUGGGCAUCGGCUGUCGAAACAGCCGAUUACGAAUCGGCACAACCGCCGCAAAGCGAGCUAAACACUGCAAGAAGUAACAUUCGAGUGGAUAAUGGCGCGGUCACACUUGAAGAACCGCUUUUAUCCAGUCGUAAAGAUGCUGAAGAUACCAAUACACGACGUACGGCACCACGUGUAGUGAGGAUUAGCGACAAUAACCAAACCGAGGCCAUCAGAGAUAAUGAUUACAGAGUGAGGAGAGCCAAACAGUCGCGAUACUUUUCGUAUGCCACCAAAUUCAUCUACGCACGGAAAUACACCAUGCUCGGGCAACAUUUCAGCAAAAACAAAGUCAAAACAGCUGAUGGCUGGACCAAAGCGUCAUACGGAACACUAGAGACAUUCUAUAAGACCGAAGCUAACGGAUCCAUGUCUGUAAAAGUAAGGGGAAAGCUUCUAACCGAUCUCAUACGUGUCAUAUGCGUCAUCAACGAAACAGACUUAUCGGCAGAGUGGAUUCCAUUCUUAAAGGAGGCUUCAAAUGUACAUGUAUAUUCCAACACAGCAAAGAUAUUCCAACAAACAUACGAUUACCCUGUGGUUGGAAUAAAGCAGACUUCUGUCUUUGGUAUCGCAAUCAACGCACUUGAUGAAUCAGGGUGUUUCAUAUUGGGGUGCAGGGCACCGCCGGAAUCGGAGGCAGAUGUUAGACAACUUACUAACAUAUUGCUUGAAGGAGGAAUACAUGAUACAGGGUCAUUCGUCUCAUUUAGGGAUGGCAAAUGUGUGUUGCUUGGCCAAGAAAUAACGCCUAUUCCGGAAAAAUUGAGACAAAAAUCCGCUGAACUAUGCUUCUUGCUAUAUCCAAUGAAAAACCACACCUUGGUUGAACUGAGUGCUAACAUUGUCCCCGAAGUGAGACUGGUUCCAACUAGGGUUACUACAUAUAUCAUCAAGAAGGUGGUCAUGACCAUAUUUAGAAAAAUUGCACAAAUCAGUAGUAACUUCCAAGAAUCGCCUUUCGCGGCACGAAUGACCCAAAACCAUGAAUUCUACGAUUGGGUCACUAAAAUACAUGCAAAGUACAUGGCAAACGGGGAAAGACAAAACUGCAACAUUAGCAUAAGCACGUACAACGUUAGUGCUCGUGAUGCAUAA